AUUUCCUCUCUGCCCACUGUCUCCACCGCUGCACCAGUGCAAUGCCUGAGCUGCAACAGUAGCACGCUAAUUUCUCCCAUUUUCACAACCCUUAAGUGGGGCGACCUGUCGUCUUUUUUACCCUCCUUUCUUUUCUUUUCUUAAGCAAACUGCAGCGUUUUUUCGGACAUGCCUAACAUCGUGCUUUUUAGCGGGAGCUCGCACCACGACCUGUCCCAGAAAGUGGCUGAUCGGCUGGGACUGGAUCUGGGGAAAGUGAUAACCAAGAAAUUCAGCAACCAGGAGACAUGUGUGGAAAUCGGGGAGAGCGUGCGCGGCGAGGACGUGUACAUCGUGCAGAGCGGUUGCGGCGAAAUCAACGACAACCUGAUGGAGCUGCUCAUCAUGAUUAACGCGUGUAAGAUCGCCUCCUCGUCCCGCGUUACCGCCGUCAUCCCUUGCUUUCCCUACGCCCGGCAGGACAAGAAGGACAAGAGUCGAGCACCCAUAUCAGCCAAGCUGGUGGCAAACAUGUUGUCUGUGGCCGGCGCCGACCACAUCAUCACCAUGGACCUCCAUGCCUCACAGAUCCAGGGCUUUUUCGACAUUGCUGUAGACAACCUUUACGCAGAGCCGGCCGUCCUGCAGUGGAUCAGAGAAAACAUUCCAGAGUGGAAAAACUGUAUCAUCGUGUCUCCAGACGCUGGCGGAGCAAAACGUGUGACGUCCAUCGCUGACCGACUGAACGUGGAGUUUGCCCUCAUCCACAAAGAAAGAAAGAAGGCCAACGAGGUGGACCGCAUGGUGCUGGUGGGCGACGUUAAGGACCGCGUGGCCAUUCUGGUGGACGACAUGGCCGACACCUGUGGCACCAUCUGCCACGCUGCCGACAAGCUGAUUGAUGCUGGCGCAAUAAAGGUCUACGCCAUCCUCACACACGGCAUCUUCUCCGGUCCAGCCAUCUCCCGCAUCAACAGCGCCCCAUUCGAGGCCGUGGUGGUGACCAACACCAUCCCACAGGAGGAGAAGAUGAAGGCGUGCCCAAAAAUACAGGUCAUCGACAUCUCCAUGAUCCUGGCGGAGGCGAUCAGGAGAACCCACAACGGCGAGUCAGUGUCCUACCUCUUCAGCCACGUACCCUUGUAAUGAACGAGAGACGGCGGCCCUUUUUCUCUCUUCCCUGUCGGGCCACUCGGCUGGCACUUCCUGCCACACAUCCUCGAGAAAGGCUUGAAUAAAAGGCCCGAUGGUUUUUGGCCAACCCCACGUGACUGUUUAAAGGUCACGCCCACACAUUGUCUUUGACAUUUUCACCCAGGAGACAGAGGGAAAUAUCACUUCUUUCCCUGAAGACCAAGUUUGUAUUUAUGACUAUCUUUUUUUUUCCUGUUUAUUCUUUUUUUUUUCUCAUGUAUUAGUUUUGGUCUUGCCAGCCUCGAUCACCCGAGGCCUGGCCUUCACAUCAACCAAAGGCUCCGUUAUGUGACUCUGUAUUAUUUGUACCUCAUAUUGAACUUACUUUAAAUAAAUCAUUCCACAGUGUUAAGUGAUUAGAAAUAUUUUGGCCCUUUCUGCUUCACAAAGUCAUAAAAAUAGUGAAAAAUAUGCACCUUCCCCCCCUUAAGUGUUGUGCUAACAGCUGCUGAAAGUAUUAAAAUAAUAGAGGCUAACCGUAAUGAGCUAAUGCUAUCUGGAUUGUAAUAGUUAAUGCUAAGUGCUGUUAUUGGAGCAGAGUUUAAGGCUGCACCACGAGUGGAAAUGUGUUGACACAGACAGGAGUAAAAUUAAAGAACACGCUUAUUUUACUUACUCUUUUUUUCUUGGUGAAUGUGCUGAUGCAUUUUACCUCUGCAGCGUCAUUCCUCCCACAGUAAGCUGCUGUCACCCAGUGGUGGCUCAUCUGUAUGACAACCUUCUCCUUCAGUAAUCGUGCUAAAAAAAGAAAAAAGAAAAAAAACCAACAACUAUGAAAUUAACUUUUCCAGCUCUCUGACGGGUCUGUCGUUGAGUCAGAGUGUUUAAUACGAGGUGUCCUUGGGUGCUUCACCCAUGUUUCAAAAGGUCAUUAAAAAAAUAAAUUGAGCCCAAAGCUUGUUAUAGUGUUUAAGAUUUCAACAAUAAUGAAAGUGGUUUAAUUGUUAUCAUGUUUCGAGUGAGGCACGUUUCACUUGUUGCCUGAAGAUGGAAAAAAAACGAUGGUGGAAAAGCGUGAUUUAAAUUUUUUUUAUAUGUAACACUUCAAGCUGUAUCUUUGAAAAUAAAGCUUUGACAAUGGCUUACA
Messenger RNA from Epinephelus moara (kelp grouper), 2260 nucleotides. Its product is annotated as ribose-phosphate pyrophosphokinase 2. Gene Ontology annotation, molecular function: ribose phosphate diphosphokinase activity; magnesium ion binding. The record is from RefSeq and is a predicted model, not a curated record. The transcript is spliced from 7 exons. The coding region runs from base 169 to 1125 and encodes 318 amino acids. Gene Ontology annotation, cellular component: ribose phosphate diphosphokinase complex; cytoplasm. Gene Ontology annotation, biological process: purine nucleotide biosynthetic process; 5-phosphoribose 1-diphosphate biosynthetic process. NCBI's taxonomy places the organism in Eukaryota, Metazoa, Chordata, Actinopteri, Perciformes, Serranidae.